GUGAGUUGGCAGAGCAGCAGGGCAGCCGCACACGAGAGGCCCGUGCGUACAGUAUAAUAACAGGCCACUUGGAUCUAGCAUCAACCAUAAUAACAGAGACAGCAGCCGCCUCCGCACCCAAUGUAUUUGUUAGUUAACCCUUGAACUUCAUUAAACCACGUGAUCUCUCAGGCCUCUUAAACCGGACUCGAUGAUUGGUUAUGCGUGAGAGGGCGUGUCACGCGCUCUACAUUGGUUUGGCAUAGUAAUCAGGAAGUGUAGUUGGGGAUGCCCACAAUUCAGAGGGCUCGGGGUAGAACAUGACCUCCGAGGCGAACAGGGACUGUAUCCGUGAAUGGGAAGAACUGCAGCGCCAUUACAACGACAUCCAGGAAUCCCAUCGUACAUAUAGGCUGAAGUUGGAGGAAUUAACAAAACUGCAGACACAGUGUUCCAGCGCCAUAUCUCGGCAAAAGAAGAAGCUAAAAGACCUGUCUCUAGAGCUGAAGAAAGUAAAGAGCACCCAGGAAAAUGGAGAAGAUCAAAUUAAAGACAUACAAGAAAACAUUAAUCUGCGAGAAAAGACAUUUUUUGAGAUGGAGUCUUUUCUACCCAAGAAAAAUGGAUUGUACCUAAGUCUGGUAUUGGGGAAUGUGAAUGUAACGCUCCUGAGCAAGCAGUCCAAGUUUGCUUACAAAGACGAGUAUGAGAAAUUCAAGCUGUACCUCACCAUGAUCCUCAUUGUCUUGUCAUUUAUAUGUCGAUUUAUUCUCAAUUCCAGGGUGGCAGAUGCUGUGUUUAACUUCUUACUGGUUUGGUAUUACUGCACUCUAACAAUUCGUGAAAGCAUUUUAAUUAACAAUGGCUCCAGAAUUAAAGGCUGGUGGGUCCUGAAUCAUUAUGUUUCCACCUUCCUCUCUGGUGUCAUGCUGACUUGGCCAGAUGGAUUAAUAUACCAGAUAUUCAGAAACCAAUUCCUUUCUUUCUCCAUGUACCAAAGUUUUGUACAGUUUCUGCAGUACUAUUACCAAAGUGGCUGUUUGUACAGAUUGCGAGCUCUUGGAGAGAGACAUAACAUGGAUUUGACCGUGGAGGGGUUUCAGUCCUGGAUGUGGAGGGGAUUGACAUUUCUUUUACCAUUCCUAUUCUUUGGCCAGUUCUGGCAGCUCUAUAAUGCAGUCACACUCUUCCAGCUUGCCAGGCAUCCAGAGUGUAAGGAAUGGCAGGUGAUUAUGUGUGGCCUUCCAUUCCUCGUUCACUUUAUGGGAAAUUUCUUUACCACCCUCCGGGUCGUCCACCAGAAAUUUCAGAAACAAAAUGAGGAGGAAAAGGACAAGUAAAACAGCAGGUUGCUAGGGCAGGCACCCCGCAGCCUACUGUAUAAGCAUUCUCCCCACACACUUACUACACAUUGGAAGUAUUUAUCAUGAUGAUGAAGCAGGGAAUCCCUUUUUCGUGACAGAACGGUCCAGUUAUAGGUUUGAGAGAGACCAAUAUACAAGGCCAGGAAUGUACCAUUGGUUUAGCUUUCUUUAUACAACUUCAAAUGGAUAACAGCUAAUUAACUUCAAUCUAUUUUAAAUCCCAAAAACCAUCACCACUGAUGACUCCAUUAAAACUCGAGAUUUUUUUGUCUUUUGUUUUUCGCUAUUUUUUGUUUUGCAUGCACUAAUAAGGCAUGAUCAUAUGAAACUGCACAGAGCAGAGGAUUAUGGUUACCAACUGUGAUCUUUCUGUGACCUGUAAGAAAGGAAAGCAGGACCAUGUUCCCUGGGAACUGCAUAAUGUUAUUCUUCUAUUUAGAGGAGGUUUCCAUCCACUUUUUGGCUGUCCAGCUCAUUGAACAUGGUUUAUGGUCAAUAGAUGUACUCCAUACCUUACCAUUACCUUUUACAUCUGCCGUCUUUGUGGAAGGUAUCAUGCCAUGAAUACACACUACUCUUGUACAAACCUGACCUCCAAUAAAGCACUUUCAGAAAUGA
This is a messenger RNA of Pseudophryne corroboree (corroboree frog), 1961 nucleotides long. It is a transcript of the gene TMEM120A, whose product is annotated as transmembrane protein 120A. The coding region runs from base 300 to 1319 and encodes 339 amino acids. The transcript has 12 exons. Gene Ontology annotation, cellular component: membrane. NCBI's taxonomy places the organism in Eukaryota, Metazoa, Chordata, Amphibia, Anura, Myobatrachidae. Gene Ontology annotation, biological process: fat cell differentiation. The record is from RefSeq and is a predicted model, not a curated record.